Thermothielavioides terrestris NRRL 8126 is the source of this 1557-nucleotide messenger RNA. Its product is annotated as glycoside hydrolase family 93 protein. Bases 262 to 1386 code for a protein of 374 amino acids. NCBI's taxonomy places the organism in Eukaryota, Fungi, Ascomycota, Sordariomycetes, Sordariales, Chaetomiaceae. The record is from RefSeq and is a predicted model, not a curated record. The transcript has a single exon.
CCGUGCCCUGCUGUGAGUUGGCAGACGACCACAAGCGGACUGAUCCAGUCGCAAUUUCCAUCCAACCAUGUCACAAUCCCUUCUUCCGUCCUCCCCCCUCCGAUGACCUGGGCAAGCAGCACUUCCCACUCCCCUCGGCUCGUCCUCCUUGGUUUCUUCUUCUUCCCAACGAUUAUCAGUUUCAACCGUUUCAACCACAGUUUUCAACCGCUUCCAGAUCAAUUAACACUGGACCAACCGUCUCAACCACGCUUAUCCACCAUGGAUAUCGCCGCCCGCAGACUACACGUCGGUCGGGAAGAGCACUUCGUCCACGACGUGCCGGGCACCUACCCGCGGCUGUGCCGCUCGGCCGACGGCUCCAUCCUCGCGGGCUUCACCGCCUUCGAGGCCGACGGCCAGCGGGUCCUCACGGUCGCGCGGAGCGUCGACGGCGCCAGGUCGUUCCAGCCGCACGGCGAGGUGACGCGCUCCCGCGGCGACUGCGACAACCUCUUCCUGCUGCAGCUGCCGGGCCCGCCGCUCGACGACCCGGACUUGCGCGGGCCCCACGCCCACAUGCCGAUCCUCGCCGCGUUCCGCAACCACGACCUGGACGCCGCCGGCAACCCGACCUGGUUCCGCAUCACGGUGUGCCGCUCCCUCGACGGCGGCCGCUCGUGGUCGUUCCUCUCGCAGGCCUUCGAGAAGCCGGCGCCGUUCGGCCUGUGGGAGCCCUUCCUCCGCAUCGGCCGCCGCCUGGGCGACAACGAUGACUACGACGACGACAACCGCUGGGAGGUGCACCUGUACUUCUCGCAGGAGCUGGCGCACGACGACCAGGACACGAUGCUCGUGCGCAGCGCCGACGGCGGCGCGACGUGGUCGGCGCCCGUGGCCGUGACGGGCAUGGGCGAGGCGCUGCGCGACGGCAUGGUCGGCGUGGCGGCGUCGGACUACCCGGGCAGGCUCUGGCGAGAUAAGGCGCUGGUGAUGGUGCUGGAGACGACGCGGCGCGGCACCUUUUCCAUCGAGGCGCUGGUGUCCUUCGACGGGGGCAAGACGUUUGCGUCGCGGCAGGUGGUGUACGAGCCCGCGGCGGGCAGGAACGCGGGCGCGCCGCAGAUCGCCGCGCUGGAGGACGGAACGCUUGUGGUUGUGUUCAUGACGGACGAGGAUGGACCGGGCGAGCCCCAAUGGCCGCGGCGGGCGAAGAUCAAGGCUGUGCACGGUCGUCUGCUGGCGGACGGAAAGCUUGCGCUGAGUGCGCCCGAGGUUGUUGAGGAGGCUGCCAGCUUUUGGCCCGGCAUCAUGUCCAUCCUCUCUUCUUCAGCCCUGGCGGUGUACGAGUCUUCUUCGCGGAUCAGGGGACGUCUGCUGAGGUCUGGUCCCGCAGAGGAGCAGUGAAGAAUGAUGGACUUCCAGGUUGUCAGGUAGUAUUGCGGGUGCGACAUCCGGACAGAACUACCCCCAAGAGUUGCCAUCACAAGAUAGACUCGAAUAACGAAUCUGAAAACACGAUGUCGAGGCACCGAGAGACCCCUCAGAAAAGCCUCAGAUGGCAGAAGAGACAAAAAU